UCGGGUCCGCCCGCUUCCUGGGGCCACGGGCCGGGGAGAGACCGCGUACGGCCGCGCCGGGCGUCGGGGCGAGCCGGGGACGCCGCGCCCUCUGCACCGUCGCUGGGGGCGCGUCCGUGUCGUCGGACUUUUCCGACCCGGUCCUUACGAGCGAGGGACUGAGGUGGGGAGAGGAAAUGGGAGAGGAUCACCGUUCCUGGGGAAUUACUCAUCGGGCGUGGAGUGUCCCUUCAGUUGGGUGGCAGCAGAGUCGCCCCUGAAGUCGUGGUCGUGGUGCUGGGAAGACCAUUUUGAUUUUGAAGCAAGAUAUUGGCUUCCGAGCCCCAACUCGUCCCUGACCCUCCAUCUGAAGCCCCAGGAGGGAGUAGAUUAUGACAUAUCCGAAAUCGAAUACAGUAUUUAAUGAAAACCCAUGCUUAACAGGUGAAAAUGGCAGGUUUCCUUGAUAAUUUCCGUUGGCCAGAAUGUGAAUGUAUUGACUGGAGUGAGAGAAGAAAUGCUGUGGCUUCUGUUGUAGCAGGUAUAUUGUUUUUUACAGGUUGGUGGAUAAUGAUUGACGCAGCCGUGGUGUAUCCUAAGCCAGAACAGUUGAACCAUGCCUUUCACACAUGUGGUGUAUUUUCCACAUUGGCUUUCUUCAUGAUAAAUGCUGUGUCCAACGCUCAGGUGAGAGGUGACAGCUAUGAAAGCGGCUGUCUAGGAAGAACAGGUGCUCGAGUUUGGCUCUUCAUUGGUUUCAUGUUGAUGUUUGGGUCACUUAUUGCUUCCAUGUGGAUUCUUUUUGGUGCAUAUGUUACCCAAAACACUGAUGUUUAUCCAGGACUAGCUGUGUUUUUUCAAAAUGCACUUAUAUUUUUUAGCACUCUGAUCUACAAAUUUGGAAGAACUGAAGAGCUAUGGACCUGAGAUCACUUCUUAAAUCACAUUUUCCUUUUGUUAUAUUCUAUUUGUAGAUAAGUUUUUAUCUCUCAGUAUAAUUUACACAUUGCCAAAUGGAAUAGAUUGUACUUUAAGUGUUUCGUUUCUUUACACUUUUAUGCUCUGAGUUUUGAAAUAGUUUUAUGAAAUUUCUGUCCUUUUUUUCAUUGACUCGAUUGUUGAUAUGUACAUAUUAUAAGAUUAUAUAGACGGGGUGACGACUAUCCGUUUUUCAUUCCUGAAGACUUAAAGCUGGGCCUGUUCCCUGAGCCAGGGUUGUAUCAUCAUGUCAUUUUAGGGUUAACUAUUUUGUCUCAGUAUCUCUGAUUUCUGAAAACGUGCAAAAAAUACAGCUCCAUGUAUCUGAAAUAAGCACUGAGCCAUUAAAAAGGCUAUUUCAGCAAGUUGUAAUUUAUUUUGGCUUAAAAAUGAGAUUUUUUUAAAGGAAAAAUGUUUGUUCUUAUGUAUUAUAAAGAAGUGGACUUUUAUGUGAAGAUUUUUUACAUGGCUGAAGGACUAGUUUGAAAGCCUCUUUUAAAAACACUUCCUCUAAUAUGACUUGAUUUGAGAGGGGAUAAUACAUGAUCAGAUAGACUCAGUUUUGUAUGCUUAAUGUAAAAAGAGUGUAAGGCUGCUCAGCAGCAUGCUUCUUGUAAAGCAGCUGAACUGACCUAUCUACCAGGCUUCUCUUUUGACAGCUUACUGUUGUCUGACAUUACAAAAUUCCAUGUCAAGCAAGUUUGAGACAACUGCAGUUUAAAAGCAUGAAACAUAUAACAAAAAAGUGGAAUAAUUAGUUUCAAGAUGAAGCACUUCUUCCCACAGGGAAUUGUUAUGACCUAGUGAAAAAUUAGGCAUUCCAGCCACUUAGUUACUGACUGCAAGUCUCUUUUCGCUCUAGCUCUCAAGCUUUGGGUGAACUCUUCCUGCAAAAUAUGCCUUUAACCUGAAAGUUCAUACUCCAGUCAGAAGCUUUUUUGCUGAGUUUGAAACACUGUAUUUGCACUGUGUGUUCGUUCCUAGGAGAAGCGUCAGAGGGAGACGUGGGUCUUUAUUGCUACUUUGCUUUCCUUUGUUAUGCAGGCUCGUGUUGUACUUUUUCUUCCAGAGCGAUUUGAUGAAGCCUCUUGUUCUAAGACAGAAUACUAUCAGUGGUAUUAUAUGCAGCUUCUAACUCGAGCCUUAUUUUGCUUAACUUCUCUCCUCUCGGAGAGAAUUUGCCACGCACAGAGUAUGAAGCAGUUGUGGAAUGCUGUGCCUUUGUCUAGACACCAUCUUGUGUAAUUACUUCUUUCUGUGUCUUCGUCGUUUCCCUCAAAAUGUCAGUAAACUUUGUCUCGCCUCCAACAAAUUGUAAGACUGAUUACUUGUUUCCACUCUCUUGUAACCUGUUGCAGUAAAUGUUACUUCUCAACCAUUCUAAUAUUAUUAAAUCUGUUGGAGAAAAUGAGCCAUAAAAA
Molecule: messenger RNA, 2378 nt
Organism: Equus caballus (horse)
Lineage: Eukaryota; Metazoa; Chordata; Mammalia; Perissodactyla; Equidae
Gene: TMEM50B
Product: transmembrane protein 50B
Biological process (GO): late endosome to vacuole transport via multivesicular body sorting pathway; protein targeting to vacuole
Source: RefSeq, a predicted model, not a curated record